GUACCAAGGGAACACCGUGCAUUUCUGGACGUUCCCGCAUACGACGAAAGAUGGCGCCGUGACGGCGACAACGCACAGCAAGAAGCAUCUGGCGAAGAUGCUUAAAGAAGCGUAUGGCGCUGACAACAUUGAGUUUUAUGUGAUCGUCGCUGAGCAGCAUGCCCAAUCGGAGCGUGCCUGGGAGCGCACGUAUCAUUGGCAUGCGCUGCUGAAGUUGACUCGCCGAAUCAAGUGGAAAGCUCUUGCGCGUCAGUUACGUGAGAAGCACCUGUUUGGCCACUUGGCGUUGCCGCGUUUGCAUGCGGAUUUCUUCAGAUGCCUGCGAUACUUGGUUGCGCCCACGACUCGCAAAGGACAAGAUCAAUUGGACUCGAAUCCAUACUUUUCUUCCCAGUUUCCUGUAGACAUGAUGGAAAAGCGCAUGCGCAAGUACUUCAACAUCAGCUUGCGCCCGUCUGACAUGUACAGCAUCGUGCGGCAGAUGAAGUUCACAAGCUAUCAGCAGCUUAUCGAUUGGGCUGUGGAACAGCGCCGGCGCGGCAACAGCAUCUAUGAGAAGUUCUUAGCGAAGCAAGGGCAAAAGAUGCCAGGUCUCUUUGCGUCUUGGAUGCAAAUCUUGUGUGAGCCUGCCACUGCAGCGGGUCUCCGCAAGCAGAGACUGGAGUUGUGGAGUCGCGCAGCUCAGACUCCGUGCAGCUGUGUGAGUCCGAACCGGUUGCAAGACGCCUUAGAGAGGCUUCUAGAACACCACGGCAAGUGCCCGGGAAGAUGGGCGUUUUGCUUGACAAAGCUGUUGCGAAUCGGCACAACAGCCAAAAACAGCAAUAUCUUGCUGUGGGGCGAAUCCAACAGCGGCAAGACCGCACUGACCCGACCUCUCAUCCAUAUCUUUGAGAAUCACGUGUUCUUGCGCCCGAAUCGAGGAGACACCUUUGUCCUACAAGGUCUUGAAAAGAUGUUGAUUUCUGUUUUUCAAGAUUGGCGGCUUUCCACCACGCCGCUGCCGUAUGACACUCUGCUGCUGCUCCUAGAAGGGGAGUCCGUGAGUUGUGCGGUCAAGAAUUCGACACCCGUGCUGGUGCACCAUCCUCCUCCAUUCAUCAUCACCACCCAGACGAAAGUCGUGCCCAAGACUCCCAGAGGAGAUCCCGACGAGGAAGAGCGGAAGGCCUUUCAAAACAGAUUUGGCCUGCGUUGGUGUUUCAAGAAUGCCUUGUCUUCAGCCCAACGAGAUCCCGCAUUGAAGCUUUGCUACAGUUGCAAAGGCUGCUAUGUCCGGUGGAUCAACCGGUGCUACGAGCAGUAUGUCGCGGACAACCCCGGCAUCGAUUCAGAAAUCCGGAUGGUGGAAGCAACUCUGGAGAGGGAGUCUAGCACUUGUGCAAGUUCUCAGGUGUCAAACCUCUGUGAGCCCGCGAGCCGUGGCCACAAGCGCAAGAGCGAGGAGCCGUGUACUCCUCCUCGACAUCAUCGGCUGGAAGAGCCAGGAUCUCCCUUGCUGGUGCAAGAGGUGAAUGCAAGCAGUCCGCUUCUUACUCCUUCUCCGUUGCCACGGAUGAACCCCGAUUGUCCGUAUGCAGUUACGCAUGCAUGGAAAGAUGGUGAACUCUUGGAAGUUACGCCGCUGAAGCAGAGUGCAGAAGAUACCAUUCCCUGA
Molecule: messenger RNA, 1657 nt
Organism: Symbiodinium sp. CCMP2456
Lineage: Eukaryota; Dinophyceae; Suessiales; Symbiodiniaceae
Source: the annotation of a GenBank genome assembly